AUGCGGGGCGGGGGGGAUCGGAUUCGCUCCGGCUUUAUAAACCGGGAGCCCGGCGCUGGGGCGCUGCCUCUGGGAUUUGCCUUGCCCCGAGCCAUGUCCUGCCUCCGCUGGGGGCUGCUGCUGCUCCUGGGCGGCCCCGCGCUGGCGGCCCCUUUGCGAUGGGACAGAUCCCCGUUCAUCAUCUCGGAGAGCGAGCGGGGGCCGCCAUGCCCGGCCGAAUGCCCCCGCGAGCGCCACCGGCCCGUCUGCGCCUCCGACGGCAAACUCUACAAAUCCCAGUGUGUCUUCCAGCGCGCCCGGUGCCAGGACCCCCUCCUCCAGGCACUGCCCCGCUUCCGCUGUGGGGGCGCCCACCACGACCCCACCAGCCUGAACCUCACCCGGUGCCAAGAGGAUCGCGCAGCCGCCCUGGCCCGGCGCCAGGCGGACUCCAUCUACGUCCCUGAGUGCAAUGAGGACGGCUCCUUCUUGCAGGUGCAGUGCCACAGGCAGACGGGUUACUGCUGGUGCGCCACCACCGAGGGCAAACCCGUCAGCGGGACGUCCGUGCUCAACCAGACGCCCAACUGCACAGGUUCCUAUGUGGUGCGACCGUCCUGGCAGGACCCUAACUCAUCACGGAGAGAAGGCGGGAGACCCAGGCCCACCCCGGCAAGCCCCCCGCCCCACAAGCAGGAAGAGGGGACCUCGCUGCCAUUCCUCAUACCCAUCAUCCUCCCCGACUUCAAGCCCAACCGCACGGUGAAGCGGAUUCAAGAGUUCCCUCCGUCCUGCGAGCAGGAGCGGCUGGAGGCCCUCGAGGAAAUUCAGCGGCACCAGCAGGAGGGGACCUUCGUCCCUGAGUGCGAGGGAGACAGCACCUACAAACCCGUCCAGUGCCACCAGGCCACGGGCUACUGCUGGUGCGUGCAGGCCAACACCGGCCGGCCCGUCCCUGGCACCUCCACCAGGAACUUCCCGCCAGACUGCGAGUCUGAUGCCGCGGCCAAGAGCGCGGAGAUGGGUUCUCUCUUCCGGGACAGGGCGCUGCCAGGCUGCCCGGGUCCCAAGAAGGCGGAGUUCCUGUCCAAUCUAAUGAAGGCCUUGACGUCCGACAUGAUCCAGUCCCGGCUGAUGCCCAUCACGCAUAGGAGGCUGUCGGAUCGCACGCCGGGCCCCAGCCUGGAGGAGCGGGCGGCGCGCUGGCAUUUCGUGCGCCUGGACAAGGACUUCAGCGACGGGCUGAGCGAGCGGGAGCUGCGGCCCCUCAAGCUCUACGUGAAGCAGCACACGCGGCCCAAGCGCUGCGCCCGCAAGUUCCUGGAGUACUGCGACCUGGACGCCAACCGGCUCGUCUCCCUGCCGGAGCUCAGGGGCUGCCUCGGGCUCAGCUAG
Messenger RNA from Emys orbicularis (European pond turtle), 1374 nucleotides. Its product is annotated as SPARC-related modular calcium-binding protein 1-like. Gene Ontology annotation, biological process: extracellular matrix organization. Bases 1 to 1374 code for a protein of 457 amino acids. The transcript is spliced from 11 exons. Gene Ontology annotation, cellular component: basement membrane. Gene Ontology annotation, molecular function: calcium ion binding; heparin binding; extracellular matrix binding. NCBI's taxonomy places the organism in Eukaryota, Metazoa, Chordata, Testudines, Emydidae. The record is from RefSeq and is a predicted model, not a curated record.